AUGAGCGACCACUACGAGACGCUAGGGCUCGGCCGCAACGCCAGCAAGGCCGACAUCAAGGCCGCCUUCUUCCGCCUCGCCCACCGCUACCACCCCGACCACCACGCCGACGCCGCCGCCCGAGCCGAAGCCGACCGCCGCUUCCGCCAGGUCAAAGAAGCCUACGAUGUGCUCUACAACCAACGCCGCCGCGCCGAGUACGAUUCCUCCUUCCGCUCCUCCUCCUCCUGCUCGGGCUCGAGUGGCCACGGGCGCCGUCACGGCGGGAACUCUUCAUCGUCGUCGUCUUCGAGUAAGCACGGCAACCGGCAGGGAGGGGGUACUUCAGGCUCAUCUUCCUCCUCCUCCUCGUCUUCGAAUGACCACGGGAACCGACACAAAGGUGGUGGUGCCUCAGGCUCAGGCUCAUCUUCCUCCUCGUCCUCCUCAAGCGACCAUGGGAACCGGCAGGAAGGUGGCAGUGGCACUUCAGGCUCAAGUUCAUCCUCCUCCUCCUCGUCUUCGAGUGACCAACACAAAGGUGGCACCUCAGGCUCAGGCUCAUCCUCCUCCUCGUCGUCUUCAAGUGGCCACACGAACCGGCAGGGAGGUGGCACCUCCUCCUCCUCAUCGUCUGCGAAUGACCACGGGCACCGUCACGGACACAGCGGCACCACCUCGUCGGGUAUUUCUAUGAUCGGAGGAACUGCAAUGGCAAAGGAAAGCUGGGAGCGAAAUCCGGACUGGAUGGAACAAGAAUUGGAAAUGGUGAAGAUAGAGUUCUGGACGAGGAAGAGGCAGUUUGAAAAUAUGAAACGAAAGUGGGAAAAGAACAAUCCCUUGAAACCAUGGAUGGAGUCGAAAGAGAAGGAGAUAAAGUCAGAGUUCGAGAUGAGGAGGCAACAGUGGGAAAAUAUGAAACAAGAAUGGGAAAAGAACUAUCCCUGGUCAUAA
Aegilops tauschii subsp. strangulata is the source of this 933-nucleotide messenger RNA. NCBI's taxonomy places the organism in Eukaryota, Viridiplantae, Streptophyta, Magnoliopsida, Poales, Poaceae. The record is from RefSeq and is a predicted model, not a curated record.